CCCUCGAUUUCGCAAUUAGUAUGGCUCUUCACUCCUUCAACCACGUUAGACCGACAUGUUGAGAGAAUGGAUGUUGUACAAAAGACCAAACGCCUACGAGUCCAAAGUUCUCGUUCUCGGAGCGGGUGCAAGACGUGCAGAUUAAGGCAUGUAAAAUGCGACGAAUCAAUCCCGUCAUGCCGAAAAUGCGUACGGGCUAAUAGGACAUGCCGGUAUCAGGACGGCAUCACCGAUGCACCGACUACCAAGUACGUCGUGUAUACUCUUCCUGAGAACCUUGGCCUCUGUGCAGCAAUCCCACCACGUGAACGUCGAGCUUUGUGGCAUUUCCAACAUCGCACCGCUCAACAAAUCGAGGGUUCCUUCGGAUACGGGUUUUGGUCGACGAUCGUGCCACGACUGGUCCAGGAUGAUGCGAUAAUUCGGCAGGCUGUGUUAGCGCUAAGCGCUUUUCAUGAACAUUACCUUGAUCAUGAUGUUGCGUGUCCGUGCCUAUCCGACAAUGCACUCCGAUGGUAUCAGAAAGCCCGUCAACAGGUUAUCGAUCUCGAUUCUCCUGACAAUUUCUUUGAUUCAAUCUUGUGCGCGUGUAUCAUAUUCUGCACAUGCGACGCUCUGCUUGGUAAUUUCGAACUAGCAAACCAACAUGCCGUCUCAGGUAUGAAGAUGAUUGCAGGUUGGAGGGCCAGUACUGCCACAUCAAGCUAUGCUUCAGUUUUCCAAUCGGCAGAGAAGAACUUGGGCAAUCUGUUCCGGACACUUCAGGCUCAAAUUAUUGAGGCAAAUUUGGACGCUAUCGAGGUAGAGUGCCCUGAGGUGGUGGAGCAAAUGGAAGACAUUCCGGAUCACUUUGACGGUGCCGCGGAGGCUUUCCCUCACCUUCAAACCCUCUCAACCCAGGUUUUCAGCCUGUUUCAGGAUGCUGAGGCCUAUUACAAACACAACACCUGGGUGCCUUCGAGAGUAUCGCCACCUUUACAGCCCUCAUAUAAUGCGAUUUGUGCAAAGUACGAUGCAUGGAAAAUGGCCAUGUCUAAUUGUAUAGACCCUGCAAAGGGAACAGAUCGCGGAAGCCAGGCGGCGUAUCUCCUUCUCGACAUUCUUGCAUCCUCACUCGAAAUAAAUCUCCACGUUUUCGUACACGGGGAACCUGCCUAUGACGAUUUCAGGGAAACAAAUCACGCCAUCCUGAAUCUCGUAGAAGAAUUUUUGACGAUUCAGUCGUCGAUCGAUACUGGCUUAAAACCACCUACAACGCACGAUCAACACAAACAAUCGAGCUUUGGUGCCAAUCAUUCAUCGUUUACAUCGUCACCCGAAGUUGUGCCCCUCUUGUUCGAAAUUGCCACGCGAACAAACGACGGAGGACUCCGGCAACGAGCCUUGCAAGUACUUCGUUCAUCAAGCAGGAGAGAAAGCACCUGGGACUGUCGCGUGGCCGCAAGCCUCGCCGAGAAGAUUGUCCGACUCAAGCAGCAGGGUGCCGAGCAAGCUGGGAAAUAUGGUACUGAUUGCAAAUUUCUCAUUACGGACAUCAUGCUUCUGUCCGAGCAGAAAUGCAUGGUUCAGUAUGGAUUCAAGAGAGUCCGGAGUGGCUCAUUCAACUCGUUCUGGCUUGAGAAUAUCUGCCCCGGGCAAGGCUCGCUAUCAUCGCAAAUCUUGAGCAUCACAUGAGUCUCGCCGCAAGCAACAAAAUCCAACACAGCCUUCCGACCAGCAGAUAUGUUUCAACAGACUUCCUAUUCGGGCCCAGAGUCAACUUUCCACAGGAUUGUCUUUGAAACAUUAAAACACAUGUUCAAGAUUUCUCUGCUUUAGGCGGGACGCUGAGCUCUCUUAAAACGACAACUUGAAUGAUUUGUGCAUGAGAUGCGCCGAUAUCAAACUGCUCUACCAUCUCUCGCUAUAGGUGAUGUGGUCAAGAGCGCAACACCGAUUGCACAUCAUGCUCUCCAAAAAACCUUCCGAUAGCCUCAGGUAAUUGAAACGUCUUUACGCAAGCCUGCGAUACCUCCAAGGACUGCGACAUCUCGGGCCUCAUGAUGAGCAAACCACCGCCCUCAAAUGCACCAUAAUGCAGGUUUCCAACGCUAUCCUAUCCGAGGACGGUACCACGGAUGUUGGUUCUUCUGGAGUGAGAAACAAGACUGUUUGCUGAACACAUCCAUGAUCGCAUGCCUCUGGCUUUCAACAGAAGCUAGGAUGUUCUCGGAUGUGGGCUUGUGAGGUCCAGAGAGCGGGAUUUGUGGCCAGCAGGAUCUUCCCCACCCGCGCGGACUGUCCAGCUAACGAUGGGUGGUUUGAUUUCCACACACACCAGGUUAGCGUUCACGAACGUGCCGCCCCAUGUCCAGUUUUGGCAAGAAGUAUGCAGGAUGUCAUUUAGCGACACCGUUGGAGCGCUUAGUCUAUCAUCGUUAGCGUUCACGAUAUGCGGACGUCUACUUGCACCAAGAUACGUCCAAGGCCACUACAUGCGCUUCGCUUAUCCGUACUCGAUAGCAUACAAUAGUUUUGAUGGCGAUUGUUGAGCGAUGUGAUACGCCAUUGAAAUACAGGAGCUAUGGAGCGAUCAAUGAUUACACAAUUAACCCCCUAGAGACAAGCUGAUGAGGGGCCGCCUUUCGCUUUGACGUCAGCAAACGACUAGGUCUUUGACUAAGUCCCAUC
Molecule: messenger RNA, 2670 nt
Organism: Exophiala oligosperma
Lineage: Eukaryota; Fungi; Ascomycota; Eurotiomycetes; Chaetothyriales; Herpotrichiellaceae
Exons: 2
Coding region: 67-1674 (535 amino acids)
Biological process (GO): regulation of DNA-templated transcription
Molecular function (GO): DNA-binding transcription factor activity, RNA polymerase II-specific; zinc ion binding
Source: RefSeq, a predicted model, not a curated record